AUGGCUCCUUCCCGAUUUUUGUCUGCCCUACCUCGCUUUUCUAGGUUUGCUAGAACAUAUAGUAUUGGAACUGCAACCAGUUAUAAACCCGUUGUUGAGUCGUCACAUAUUCCGUCCACUGAAGUCAGUACUCUAAAGAAUGGUUUCCGCAUUGCCUCGGAAAACUGGAAUGUGCCAACAUGCACUGUCGGGCUUUGGAUUGAUGUUGGAAGUCGCUUCGAAAAUGAAGCCAAUAAUGGCGUUGCCCAUUUCCUCGAACAUAUGGCUUUCAAAGGAACGGAUAAGCGAACUCAGCAAUCUCUUGAAUCUGAGGUUGAAAACAAGGGGGCUCAUCUUAAUGCCUAUACUUCAAGAGAGAUGACCGUUUACUAUGCCAAGUGUUUCUCAAAAGAUAUAGAUUGGGCUUGUGAGCUCAUCUCUGACAUUAUUAGAAAUAGUAAACUCGAUCAGCAACAAGUUGAAAGAGAACGUGGGGUUAUUUUGCGCGAAAUGGAAGAAGUUGAAAGCAACUAUCAAGAGGUUGUUUUCGAUUAUCUGCAUGCUACCGCUUAUCAAGGCACUCCUCUGGGCCGAACUAUCUUGGGUCCAGAGAAGAAUGUUAAAUCCCUUCAACCGAAAGAUCUUCGGAGUUUUAUUCAAACAAACUACAAAGCUCCGAGAAUGGUCUUAACUGCAGCUGGUGGCGUUGAUCAUGCCCAGUUGAGAGAUCUUGGCGAAAAAUAUUUUGGUGACAUAUCUGGAUUUAUUGAUGGAAAUGCUCCAUCCGUAGAACCUUGUCGGUUCACUGGUUCAGAAAUUCGUGAUCGAGAUGAUGCUAUGCCCUUAGCUCAUGUUGCUUUAGCUUUCGAGGGUCCAGGAUGGACCGAUCCCGAUACCCUUGCAUUAAUGGUUGGUAGUUGUGUCAACGGAGCCUGGGAUAGAACUCACGGAGGUGGCUCAAAUCUCGCUAGUCCUCUUGCCAGCAAAUUCUUCCAAGAUGGAUACGUUCACAGCUAUCAGCACUUCUUCACCUGCUACCAUGACACUUCCCUCUGGGGUGUUUAUUUCACGGGAGAGAAGUUCGAUUUAGAUGUAGCUGUUAAUGCUUUUACUAAGGAGAUGGUUCGCAUGAGCUCCCAAAUUACUGAACAUGAAGUUGAACGAGCUAAGAACCAACUCAAAACCCAUCUCAUGAUUCAGUUGGAUGGAACCACUCCAAUUUGCGAGGAUAUUGGGCGUCAGAUGCUAGUCUAUGGACGUCGUGUUCCUGUUAAUGAAAUGUUAGCUAGAAUCGACGCAAUUGAUGCUAAUAGACUUCGUGAAGUUUGCUCGAAAUACGUGUUCGAUAGAUGUCCCGCUGUUGCUUCUAUUGGCCCGAUUGAAUCACUUCCAGACUAUAAUAGAAUUCGUGAUCAGACCUGGUGGAUUCGUAUGUAG
Rodentolepis nana is the source of this 1416-nucleotide messenger RNA. NCBI's taxonomy places the organism in Eukaryota, Metazoa, Platyhelminthes, Cestoda, Cyclophyllidea, Hymenolepididae. The record is from the annotation of a GenBank genome assembly.